This is a messenger RNA of Triticum aestivum (bread wheat), 948 nucleotides long. RefSeq names its product proteasome subunit alpha type-6-B. Gene Ontology annotation, biological process: ubiquitin-dependent protein catabolic process. The transcript has 5 exons. Gene Ontology annotation, cellular component: proteasome core complex, alpha-subunit complex; proteasome core complex. The record is from RefSeq and is a predicted model, not a curated record. Lineage: Eukaryota; Viridiplantae; Streptophyta; Magnoliopsida; Poales; Poaceae. Bases 61 to 525 code for a protein of 154 amino acids.
CCCCUCGGCCCUCCCCUCCCCCGCAGCAGCGCACGUGCCUCGCCGGAGCCGAGAGCGGCGAUGUCUGGCAGCGUCGGCGAAAGCAGAAGCAGCCGCCGCCGCACCGCGGCGAAGUCCCCGCGCUACGACCGCAGCAUCACCGUCUUCUCCCCCGAGGGCCGCGUCUUCCAAGUCGACUACGCCCGCAACUCCGUGAAGCUGGAGGGGAUCACCUCCGUCGCCGUGCGCGGCGCCGACUCCGUCUGCGUCAUCACCCAGCGGACCAAGGCACCGGCGGACCCGUUGCUGGACACAGCGGACCCCCCCUUCAUGCACCUGUUCCAGAUCACCGAGCGGCUUGGUAUGCUCGCCACGGGGAUGCCAGCUGAUGGGAGAGCAUUAGCUCAGCAGGCAAGGAACGAAGCUGCAGGGUUCCGUUACAAGUGGGGAUAUGAAAUGCCUCCUAAGAUGUUGGCGCAAUGGUUGGGAGACAGAGCACAAGUCCGCACCCAGCAUGAUGGCAUGAGACCUUACAGAGUUGGUUAGUCCUACUUCUUCUGACUUUGUGUAUUAGAGAGUGGUGAAACUUGUCAGCAUAUUAUUUUUCCUUAUGUUCUAAUAAAGGUCUUAUUGGUUAGUCCAAUCCUUUUAAUCUCCUUCACAGUUGCUACGGUCGUGGGAAUUGAUGAAGAGAAAGGAACUCCAGAGCUCUUUACAUGUGAUCCCGCUGGACAAGUCCUUGGCCACAAGGUAUCAAAGAAUUUUGUGCUGUGCUCAUGAACUUGUAUUCAUCAAAAUGCAAGAGUCGCAUGUUCUGCUGAUGAUUAGUUAUUUCACUUCUCAAGCAGUAAUGUGGAUGGCUAAAAAUUUGCUAUAAGAUACCAUGCAUAAAUUAGGAGCAUGUAUACAUGAGUACAUUGAAUAACUGGAUUCCCUGAUGUCCUCUCCUCAGGCAACCAGCGUAGGUCU